UUUGACACAAUAUUUAUAUAUAAAGAGUCGAAUUCUGAGUGACAAAUCAACAGAACGAACGAUGAUGUGUACAUGGAAGGUGCUGGCUGUUUGUCUGCUAUUGCAAAGCGUGUACGCUUACCUGCCGUUGAACAAUGAAUCACUAAUCCCGAAAGGUGUCGAAAUAUUAAAAGAAAAUGCUGAAAAAUUAUUCGAGGCGUUAUUUCAGCCGUCACAACGAAAGGAUUCAUCUGCAGGCGACUCUGCGCUCCUGGAAAUAUGCGGUGACUUGUAUGCUGAACAAGUCGAGGCCACUUUGUAUAAUGGCGGAUUUGUCAUAAGGCAAUGUAUUCGUGACGAUAUCUACAUACUGGAAGCCUACAUGAAGUUUCAUGGCGUUGAGAAAAUACAACAGAAAUUUCUGGAAGGCAUUGAAAGAUGCUCUCUGCGCAACCCAACGAACGCCAAAAUUAAAUGCUAUUCCCAUUUGAUUUUUAAGCUUUUCAACGAACUGAACUAUGUUUCGGGUGAUAUACCUUACAAAGAAGAAAAUUGCAUAAAUAUUAAAUUGUGGCGAAUGGUGAGCAAAUUGGCGAAGGUAUCCGGUAAAUACGAACGCUGUUUGUCAAUUAGUAGCUCCAAUAAUAAUACAUCACCGCCACC
This is a messenger RNA of Bactrocera latifrons, 642 nucleotides long. RefSeq lists its product as uncharacterized. NCBI's taxonomy places the organism in Eukaryota, Metazoa, Arthropoda, Insecta, Diptera, Tephritidae. The record is from RefSeq and is a predicted model, not a curated record.